Durotheca rogersii is the source of this 2914-nucleotide messenger RNA. RefSeq lists its product as uncharacterized. Gene Ontology annotation, cellular component: mitochondrion. Gene Ontology annotation, molecular function: S-adenosyl-L-methionine:8-amino-7-oxononanoate transaminase activity; ATP binding; pyridoxal phosphate binding. Gene Ontology annotation, biological process: biotin biosynthetic process. The transcript is spliced from 4 exons. Lineage: Eukaryota; Fungi; Ascomycota; Sordariomycetes; Xylariales; Xylariaceae. The record is from RefSeq and is a predicted model, not a curated record. Bases 246 to 2705 code for a protein of 819 amino acids.
GAAAAAGCCGUGUGAGAAAAAGCCUUGAGCAUGGAUCGAUUGCCUACCUAGAUAAAGUGAGCCGGAGCCCCGGAACCGCAUAUAGGUACUGGUGGGGAACCGAGGCGCCUCCUUGCAAUCUUUUCCCCAAGGAAUCGUCUUCUGUUUACCCGCCGAUAGUGCUCAAUGAAUGAUGCCCCGAGUUGGGUCUGUCCCGACAACCACCACAACCUGCCCGCGACUCAACGGCACUCAAUAUACCGGCAAUGGCGCCGGCCCGCCCAUUGCUCUGGCGCUCUCUCCGGGUCUUCCAAAUCUACGGCGCCAACACUGAUGUCGGCAAGACCGUCUUUGCCACGAUCUUAUCGAGAGCCGCUAAGGGCAUACGGCAUGGGGAACGAUCAGCCUUCCUCAAGCCUGUAUCGACAGGCCCUCUGGAUGAUGCAGACGACCGACACGUCGAAAAACAUGCCCCGGGGGUCGUUCGCAAGACCUUAUUCCAGUAUGACACUCCAGUCAGCCCGCACGUCGCGGCGAGGGGCAAGGAGAUCCCCCUAGACAGCGAGCUUCUCUCCGCCAUAUACGACUUUUCGUCGCAGAGGGCGGCUGAAGGGGCUGGGUGGCUCUUCAUCGAGACAGCCGGUGGAGUCCACUCCCCGGGGCCUUCGGGCGUCACGCAGGCCGACCUGUACGCGGCCCUGCGGUGUCCGGUCGUGCUUGUUGCCGACUCUAAGCUCGGCGGCAUCUCGCUGACCAUAUCCGCCUUCGAGUCUCUGAAGAUCCGUGGAUACGACGUCGAAGCUGUUUUGGCGUUCCGCGACGACAAGCACGACAACGCCGAGUUCUUACGGGCCUACUUUGCGAAGCACCACGGCCCGUUAGUCGCGUCAUUGCCAAAACCUCCUCCGCUGCUACCGAAUGCCAAUGGAGACGCGGAUGCGGAGCUGAUGUCGCGCUACUACCAAGAGACGAGCGGGAACGCGGAAACCCUCCGUGUCCUCGACGAGCUGGACCGCAGUCACCGUGCACGUAUCGAGAGGCUCGAGUCGAUGCCCGGCGAGGCGCACCGACGGAUAUGGUACCCCUUUACGCAGCACCAGCUCCUCACGCCGGGCGAUAUCGUUGCGAUUGACGGCGCGCGGGGGGACUUCUUCCAGACCCUGGCGCCUCCGCUACCUCGAACUGGAGAUAACGGCGGCACCCAGGUCCAGCCCGUUCUACGGCCUUCAUUCGACGGCUCCGCGUCGUGGUGGACUCAGGGGCUCGGCCACGGCAAUCCGUCGCUGGCGCUCGCAGCGGCAUACGCGGCCGGCCGCUACGGGCACGUCAUGUUCGCGGGUGCGGUGCACGAGCCGGCGCUAGCGCUGGCGCGGACGCUCCUUGAUAACAGUGGGAACCCGCGAUUGACACGAGUCUUCUACUCAGACGACGGCAGCACCGGUGUCGAGGUAGCGGUCAAGAUGGCAUUGCGCGCCGCGCGGCGCCGGUACGGUUGGUCAGCAAGCGCAGAGGUCGGCGUCAUCGGCCUGCGCGGGGGCUAUCAUGGUGAUACUAUCGGUGCCAUGGACUGUGCCGAGCCGAGCGCUUUCAACGAGACGGUCGAGUGGUAUAGCGGUCGAGGCAUCUGGCUCGACUAUCCUCGUGUCAAGUGCAUCCGCGGCUGGUGGGCCAUCGAGAUGCCAACCGACGCCGGCCGGGAGCUCGGGGAAGACCGGAUGUUUGGGACCCUGGAUCAGGUGUUCGAUCUCGAAAGGCGGGAAUUGGAGCGCGAUCACGAAGUCUACGAGAGUUAUAUUGAGAAGAGGCUGUCCCGCCAUGUAGGCGAGGGCCGGAAAUUCGGUGCCUUGCUCAUGGAACCGGUCGUGAUUGGAGCUGGAGGUAUGGAACUGGUAGAUCCCCUCUUCCAGCGCUCUCUCGUCAAGGUAGUCCGUCGCUCGGCCAAGCUCUUCGAUCCCCUUCACAAACCCGAAGCUGCCGACACUGCCGACAACACGUCUUGGACGGGUCUUCCCGUAAUAUUUGACGAAGUAUUCACGGGCCUGUACCGGCUGGGCCGGUUCUCGGCGGCGUCGUUCCUUGGUGCCGGGGCGGAACCGGAUAUCUCGGUGCACGCGAAGUUGCUGACGGGGGGCUUGGUGCCGCUAAGCGCGACCCUGGCAUCUGAAAGCGUGUUCGCGGCCUUCGGAGGCUCCGAAAAGGCUGACGCCCUGCUCCACGGGCAUAGCUACACAGCACACCCCGUCGGCUGCCACGUUGCCGUGGAGUCGCUGCGGCAGAUGCGGGACAUGGAAGCCCGGGGUGAGUGGGACUGGGCGAAGAGGGGCGGUGACCAGACUAGUUCUUUGGGUGGUCUGUCCCUCUCCCCUUCUCCGGGGGAGGAGAGAGUCUGGUCUAUCUGGCCGGAGGAUCUUCCGGACUGGAUCUCGCACCAGACGAGGCUCGUCGCCGGGACCUGGGCCCUCGGCAGCGUUCUCGCUAUCCACAUGGACGCCCCAGACGGGCUGGGCUACAAGAGCAAUGCUGCGCUUAAUUUACAGAGAACCUUGCGUGACGGUGGUGAUGGGGGCGCGUGGAACGUCCAUAGCCGGGUCCUCGGAAACGUAUUGUAUCUCAUGGGGUCCCAGAAGACAACGCAGGAGGAUAUCGCCGAGAUUGCAAAUUUGGUCCGACGGGCGUUUUCUCGUCGGUCCGCAAAUAGGAAGUCACCCUCACCGAAAGCGAGUUAAUGAUACCCACGGUGACGGAUGGAGAGACGGAUUCUCCUUCAUAUAGGGUAACUAUCCGGGGUAACGGACUAGGGAGUGUAUAUAAGCUUUGUUCAUGUACUGUGUGUGUCUACCUACUAAUGUAGGUUAGGUGCCUAAGGGAGCCACACCACUCUAUACGAGAUACGUGCCUAACGCGCUAGACCUAUACGACACCGUGAAGCCUUUAC